Messenger RNA from Pseudozyma hubeiensis SY62, 2385 nucleotides. RefSeq lists its product as hypothetical. Bases 1 to 2385 code for a protein of 794 amino acids. The transcript has a single exon. The record is from RefSeq and is a predicted model, not a curated record. Lineage: Eukaryota; Fungi; Basidiomycota; Ustilaginomycetes; Ustilaginales; Ustilaginaceae.
AUGUCGCCUCACGAUCCGAGCCUCUUCUCUCUGCUCAACUCGCUCUUCGAGCCCAACUUUCUCAUCCUCGUCACUUACCUUUGUAUCAAUCUCUAUCUUGCAUUUCGUGUCAUCAGAAUUGCGACAAAGCGGUAUCGCCAGCUCCAGAUGACGCCACACGAAUCUGGCGAGCUCGGUUUGGUCGAGCUUCCGGCCGAUGGUGACGACGACGUGAUGGAAGCGCACAGAGACCUGUUCGGACGAGGAUCAACGUCCAAGAAGCAUCACACCGAUACGCCCGUCGCUGAUGCUAUGAUUAGACUGGCUACGUGGGCGCUUAAGAACGACGCUUGUUACGCGAAAAGCAUCUUUGCCUUCCUCGCCAUCCUCAGCCUGGCCUCUACGUGGUAUUACAUGCUCUCGUUCCUGCGUCACUCUUACUUGGCCUAUCUCGAGCGGUGCCAUCUUACAUCCUAUCCGCUUCCGCCUGCGCCGCCUCCCUUCGAUCUUGCUCGACCGGCUCUGCUUGUGCCUGCACUGCAUCUGCGCAUUCUUCGUAUCUCGCAGUGGUUGGCGUCGCUCAGCCUUUUCAAGGAAGCUUGGAUGGAGGUGAUCAGAGACGCCCCUUCGUGGUGGUGGAGCAGCGAGAUUUGUAUCAUCACGGUGGGAGCCUGGGCUCUCUUCCUUCGUCACGAGGGCGAGCGACUCCGCAUCCCGCAUGUGUGGACCGUCAUGGCACUCGGUCAGCUCGUCGCCAUCAGCUUUGCAUUCAACCUCUUUAACCUCGCCGUCAUCUAUCGCCUCGAGGCGUACGACCUCAUUGACACUCGUUCGGAAAAGACGUUCAAGGCAAAGCAUCGCGUCAUCACCCCGCGUGAAGACGACACACCUCCAUCUCCGCCCGAGAUCUGGCCUCCUCCGCAGCGAGACCGUCUCGCGCAGGAGAGGCCGUUUCAUGUCGCCAUGCGGUUCGCAGAGACAACCGAUCGUCGUCCCGCUGCAUCUUUGGACACUUCUCUUCCACCGACUCCGAUCAGGUCGCCUGAUCCGAGCAUCAGAGUCAUCUCCACCAAGCUCAUUGUGCAGAGGACGCCGCUACCUCCCCAACCUAUGUUCAUGGACAAGGUCGCCGGCAUCAUGCAACGCUGCGUUCCGGAAAGAGUCGGAAUGCCUGUGUUUGUUGUUGCCGGUCUCUCGUCGGUGCUUCGGCAUCCGAACAGCUUUACGAAGGUGAUGAUCAUGCACGUGUUCCCCUUGCUCAUCUCGCUUUACCCUGCCUAUCGCCAGCCGCACGCUUCCACGAGCCGCUCCACGUCAUCCGCACGUCCACCUUUCGUUCAAUCGACGCCGAGGUACACGAGGAAGCAAAUCUUGUUCAAGAUGGUCUCGCGCAGCAAGAUGCGUCUGCCGCUGUGGAAGGACGCAAAGGUGUACUAUCUUGGGCUUGGCAUUGUCAGCAUCGUUCUGCGACUGUGGCUCACCAUCAAGUGCUUCUUCGAGGUGGAUGGCAGGCUCUCAAUCCUACACAGGUCUUGGCGAACGAUCCAGCUGCUCUUCCCGACCACGUUUUUGCGUCACCCAGCGCAGAGCUCGAUCAGCUCGGAUCACGUCUGUGUCGCUCUCAGCGCCACGGUCUUUGUACUCAUCGAAAGUGGUCUGUGGCUGUGGAAGGCAGCUGUUGCGAGUCCCAGCUCGUAUCUUCCAGGCGCCAGCGACGAUGAUGAGGACGGCAAUGACGGCGGAGACACGAUGCAUUUUCCCCUACCUGCCGGAAUUCAGCUCGACAAGGCGGAUCGCAAAGUGAUCGAGACACAAGCAUGCGCCGUUGUAGCCCUGUUGGCGCUCUCACCCUUGCUGGGUGCCAGCGCAACAUUCUCACUGUACCUCGCGGCCAGAUGCACGUGGGUCGAGCAGUACGAGCGAUACUGUGGAGCUCAGAACGAAGAGAUGCUUCGUCCCGCGGAUCGACCUGGCUCGAGCGUCGUCGAGGACACGGAAGAGGUGGAGCUGCUCGAAAACGAGGAGGGCGAAAGGUACAUGGAGGUACGAAAGAUGCACGUCAGCGAAAUGGUGCGUCCGCGCGGCGGCGGUGCACGACAGCAGCGAGCCGGUCGAGCUACGAGGGCCACAGAAGCUGCGGAGGACGAUGACGAAGAGGACGACUUCCUACCCAGUCCUCCUAGCUCUACACCGUCAGACGUACUCACCACGCGUGCGAGCGAGACGCAGACAUCAGCUCAAGCGAGUCGCCAAGCGCGAGCAUCGACAGCGGAGAGCGAGCUGCUCAGUUCUUCGCAGGAAGCGGGCGUCGGACGCCGAACGACGCCACUGCGACAGCGACAUCCGCCCGCGCGCUUCGGCGAAGUAUCGCCUUUGACUUCGCCCAGUCGAAGUCGAGGAGGAUGA